AUUCUGAGGUAUAUAGCGUAUUUGAAUCAAACCUUCUGCCGCGCAUAAAAGCAAAGAAAGAAUGGAAGAAAAAGAAAGAAGUAUCGCCAAUUUAAUCUCAAAAUGCCCAAACAUUAGAGUUCUCCGUCAAAUCCAUGCUCAUCUUCUCACUCAUCCACUCCUACCCAUCUCUACUCUUUCAUUUUCUCUCUCUAAACUCCUCUCCUUCUGCUCUCUCUCUCCUCAUACAAACCUUAGCUACGCCCAAAAACUCUUCUCUCAAAUCCCCAAUCCCAACAUUUUUGUUCACAAUUCUCUCAUCAAGGCAUGUACUAAUCUUCGAAACCCAUCUCAUAAACCAUUUGUAAUCUUCAAAACGUUGAUUAAUAGAGGUUAUCCUAAAUCAAACACUUUUACGCUGUCAUUGAUACUCAAGUCUUGCUCGGUUUUAUCGGAUUUUGGAGAAGGUGGGCAGGUCCAUUCUUGUGUUAUACGAACUGGUUUUGGUUCCAAUGUGUUUGUUCAGAGUGCAUUGGUUAAUUUUUAUGCGAAGUGUGAGGAGAUUGCGGGGGCACGGAAGAUGUUUGAUGAAAUGACUGAGAGAAAUUUGAUCGCUUGGAGUAGUAUGAUUAGCGGGUAUUCGAAAUUGGGGUUGUUUGAUGAGACAUUGGGGUUGUUUAGGGAGAUGCAAAUGGCUGGUGUUGUGCCUGAUGAAGUGAUUAUGUCGAGUGUGGUUUCGGCUUGUGGUGUUGCUGGAGCGUUGGAUGUUGGGAGGUGGGUGCAUUUGUAUAUUGAUAAGAAGAUGAUUGGAAAAGAUACUAUGUUAAUGACUGGGUUGGUUAAUAUGUAUGCUAAGUGUGGUUGUAUUAAUGCAGCUAAAGAAGUUUUUGAUGCAAUGCCGGUUAGAGAUACUAAGGCGUGGAGUUCGAUGAUUGUUGAUUUUGCAAUUCACGGGCAUGCUGAAGAUGCAUUACAGACAUUUGCUUUAAUGGAAGCAGCAAAGGUGCGGCCAAACAGUGUGGCAUUUCUUGGUGUUUUGCUAGCAUGUGCUCAUGGUGGGCUAGUCUCUGAUGGCCGUAGAUAUUGGUCUACAAUGCUAGGUUAUGGGUUUGAAGCAUCAAUUGAGCAUUAUGGCUGCAUGGUUGAUGUAUUAUGCCGUGCUAACCUUAUUGAAGAUGCUUAUGCAUUUGUUGAAAGAAUGCCUAUCAAACCAGAUCCAGCAAUUUGGCGAACUUUACUUGUAGGAUGCAAGAGGAACAAAAUUUUGGAGAAAGGUGAGUUGGUAGGUGAGCGGUUGCUCAAGUUAGAGCCACUAAAUGCAGAAAAUUAUACUCUCAUAUCCAAUCUUUAUGCAUCGUGUUCCCAGUGGGGGAAGAUGAGCCUUGUGAGGAAGCAAAUGAAGGUUAAAGGUGUCAAAGUAACACCUGGUUGUACGUCUAUCGAAGUUAAUGGUGUUGUCCACGAAUUUGUAAUGGGUGAUUGGUCUCAUCCAGAGCACAAGGAGAUAAGAGAAGUUCUGGAGGAUGUACGUCAGAGGGUCCAUGAUUCUGGGCAUGAGCCCUGGAUUUCAGCUGUAUUACAUGAUGUGGGUGAUAAAGAGAAAGAAAAUGAUCUUUGUGAGCAUAGUGAAAGACUUGCAAUUGCUUAUGGACUAUUCAAGACUAAAGCGCCAACGGUGAUUAGGGUAGUAAAGAACCUCAGGGCAUGUGAUGAUUGUCAUGAAGUGACAAAGAUUAUCAGUAAAUUGUACAUGAGAGAGAUCAUUGUUAGGGACCGGCUCCGGUUCCACAAAUUUGUCAAUGGAUCUUGUUCUUGCGGAGAUUUUUGGUAAAUCUGGGAUCCCUGUUACUAAUAUUAUCAAACAACCCAAGUCCCGAGAGGGCAUGAAUUCUUCAAUAUUUGAUCUCAACACAGAACCUCAAAACCGAGGCAUCAAGUCUUGAAUCACGACAACAAACUUAAUGUGAGGCAUACAUACACCGAGGCACACUACAAAGGCGUGGUUGAUCUCAACACAAAACCUCAAUAGUUGGAUGAUCAAUUUAUCGUGAAACUUACAUUGGUUCAAAACCUAUAUAUGGAUUACACUUAACAUUAUUAUUCUGUCAUGCA
Messenger RNA from Daucus carota subsp. sativus, 2091 nucleotides. Its product is annotated as pentatricopeptide repeat-containing protein At2g02980, chloroplastic. NCBI's taxonomy places the organism in Eukaryota, Viridiplantae, Streptophyta, Magnoliopsida, Apiales, Apiaceae. The transcript has 2 exons. The record is from RefSeq and is a predicted model, not a curated record. Gene Ontology annotation, molecular function: protein binding; zinc ion binding. The coding region runs from base 62 to 1810 and encodes 582 amino acids.